Gongylonema pulchrum is the source of this 254-nucleotide messenger RNA. Lineage: Eukaryota; Metazoa; Nematoda; Chromadorea; Rhabditida; Gongylonematidae. The record is from the annotation of a GenBank genome assembly.
GUGAAAGUAUCUUGGAUUACAGCGCAUUCGAAAUUUUUCACUCAUAUAAAUUGUUUCAGUACUAGCCUUGCAACAACAUACGGUACUGCGUUGCACAACUCCGGGCUGAACCGGCAUGUAAACAGUAACCGAACAUCGCAUCGAAAUUUGUCCGGAUGCCCGAUCGCCUAUCAGCAAAGACUGGCGCGCAAAGCAAAUAUUUCGGAUGUAAAAUUUUGCCUUUUUUGGAUUGACAUAGGUCAGCGAAUUUAGUU